AUGAGAGGAGGGGCUCCGCUCUGCGGCGGAAAGCGAAGUUCUGUGGCGCCUGCGCAGAAAGAACAAGAUAGAAGGCUUCAAGCCAAUAACAGGGAGUUCAACACUAAGUUUGGAUAUCCAAGCAAUACCAUCAAGACCUCAAAAUACAGUUUGCUGAACUUCCUGCCCAUGAACCUAUUUGAACAGUUUCAGAGACUUGCAAAUGCAUAUUUUCUCAUUUUGCUAUGCCUACAGUUGAUUCCCCAGAUCUCUUCCUUGGCAUGGUACUCAACUGUGAUACCCCUGAUGGUGGUGCUGUCCAUCACAGGAGUGAAAGAUGCCAUCGAUGACCUGAAACGACACCGAAGUGACAAGCAAGUAAACAACCGUCCUGUUCUGCUGUUGGUAAAUGGAAAGGUGGAGGAGGACAAAUGGAUGAAUGUCCAAGUGGGAGAUAUAAUAAAACUAGAAAAUAAUCACAUGGUCACAGCAGAUAUACUCUUACUCUCCAGCAGUGAGCCCUACAGUCUGACAUACAUAGAAACUACAGAACUUGAUGGUGAGACCAACCUGAAAGUGAAGCAUGCCGUCUCAGUUACCAGUGAAAUGGAAGAUAACCUGGAACUACUGUCUGCCUUUGAUGGGAACAUAAGGUGUGAACCUCCAAAUAACAAGUUGGACAAAUUUACAGGAAUUCUGACAUAUAAGGACAAUAAAUACCUCCUAGACCAAGAUAAGUUGCUGCUUCGAGGCUGUACCAUCAGGAAUACGGAUUGGUGCUAUGGCUUGGUGAUUUAUACUGGGCCAGACACCAAAUUAAUGCAGAACAGUGGAAAGUCCACCUUUAAACGGACACGCAUAGACCAUCUCAUGAAUGUCCUUGUGAUCUGGAUUUUCCUGGUUUUGGGCAUAAUAUGUUUUGCCCUAGCGAUUGGACAUAGCAUUUGGGAAAACAAGAAAGGCCACUACUUCCAAAUUUUUCUGCCACGGCAAAAAUAUGUUCCUUCAUCAUUUGUGUCUGCCGUCCUCGUAUUCUGGUCCUACAUCAUUAUUCUCAACACUGUAGUACCCAUUUCCCUCUAUGUCAGUGUUGAGAUCAUAAGAUUGGGCAACAGUUACUAUAUCAACUGGGAUCAGAAGAUGUUUUGUGCUCCAAGGAAUACACCAGCACAGGCUCGCACCACCACCCUUAAUGAGGAGCUUGGCCAGGUCAAAUACGUGUUUUCUGACAAAACAGGGACCCUGACACAGAACAUCAUGAUUUUUAACAAGUGUUCUAUUAAUGGAAAGUUCUAUGGUAAUGUCUUUGACAAGAAUGGACAGAAGGUGGAAAUCUCUGAGCAAACAGAAAAAGUUGACUUCUCCUAUAACAAACUGGCUGAUCCUAAGUUUUCAUUUUAUGACAAGACAUUGGUGGAAGCAGUGAAAAAUGGAGAUCACUGGGUACACUUAUUUUUCCUUUCACUCUCAUUAUGCCAUACUGUGAUGUCCGAGGAAAAAGUGGAAGGUGAGCUGGUAUACCAGGCUCAGUCUCCAGAUGAAGGUGCCCUGGUCACUGCUGCCAGGAACUUUGGUUUUGUGUUCCGUUCCCGCACAUCUGAGACCAUCACGAUUGUUGAAAUGGGGAUAACCAAAGUCUACAAACUGCUCGCUAUUUUGGACUUCAACAAUGUGCGCAAGCGGAUGUCUGUUAUUGUGCAGACACCUGAAAAUCGGAUAAUGUUGUUCUGCAAGGGUGCUGACACCAUCCUCUGUCAGCUGCUUCAUCCAUCCUGUAGAUUCCUCCAAGAUAUGACCAUGGACCAUUUAGAUAAUUUUGCCAGUGAAGGCCUUCGCACACUCAUGGUGGCCUACCGAGAGCUGGAUGAUGCAUUCUACCAGGACUGGAGCAGCAAGCAUACUGAAGCCUACCUGUCUUUGGAGAAUCGGGAAGAUAAAUUGUCAGAUAUCUAUGAAGAAAUUGAAAAAGACUUAAUGCUGAUAGGGGCCACAGCCAUAGAAGACAAACUACAGGAUGGAGUACCUGAGACAAUCAUCACUCUGAACAAAGCCAAAAUUAAACUGUGGGUUUUAACUGGAGAUAAGCAAGAGACUGCUGUGAACAUUGCCUACUCCUGUAACAUAUUUAAUGAAGACAUGGACGGGGUCUUCCUUGUGGAGGGCAGCGACAAUGAGACUGUUCUGAAAGAACUCAGGUCAGCACGGAACCAGAUUAAACCUGAAUCUCUACUGAAAACAGAUCCAAUAAACAUCCAUCUCACCACAAAACCCAGAAAGCCCUUAAGACUACCUGAGGAGGAACCCAAUGGAAAUUAUGGCUUGGUCAUCAAUGGCUACAGUAUGGCCUAUGCCCUAGAAAGGAACCUGGAGUUGGAACUGCUGAGAACGGCAUGCAUGUGCAACGGGGUGGUCUGCUGCCGGAUGACACCCCUUCAGAAGGCCCAGGUGGUAGAGCUGGUGAAGAGGUACAAGAAGGUGGUGACACUGGCCAUCGGGGAUGGGGCCAAUGACGUCGGCAUGAUCAAAGCUGCUCACGUUGGGGUCGGCAUCAGUGGCCAGGAGGGGAUGCAGGCCAUGCUCAGCAGUGACUUCACCUUUUCCCAGUUCCAGUAUCUCCAGCGUCUGCUGUUGGUCCAUGGUCGUUGGUCCUAUAAUCGCAUGUGCAAGUUUCUCAGCUAUUUCUUUUACAAAAACUUUGCCUUCACCUUAGUGCACAUCUGGUAUGCUUUCUUCAACGGAUUCUCUGCACAGACAGUUUAUGAUAACUGGUUCAUCACUUUCUACAACCUGGUCUACACCUCCCUUCCUAUCCUGGGCCUGAGUUUGUUUGAUCAGGAUAUAAAUGGAAUGUGGAGCCUACACAUCCCAGAGCUGUAUGAGCCAGGCCAGGCCAACCUCUAUUUCAACAGGAAGGCAUUUGUGAAGUGCUUAAUACAUGGCAUCUACAGUUCCCUUGUGCUGUUCUUUGUCCCUAUGAAGACCAUUUACAAUUCAGUACGCAAUGAUGGGAAGGAAAUGUCUGGUUACCAGUCCUUCUCUGUAAUAGUGCAGACCUCCUUGCUCUGUGUGAUGACAAUACAGAUUGCCCUGGAGACAACUUACUGGACAUUUAUAAGCCACUUCUUCACCUGGGGUAGCCUGAGCUUCUACUUCUGGGUCCUAUUCUUCCUGUAUAGUGAUGACCUGUUCCUAAUGUUCCCCAACGUCUUCCAGUUCCAUGGAGUGGCCAGGAACACUCUAAACCAGCCGCAGGUGUGGCUGAGUGUUAUUCUCAGCGUGGCCCUCUGUGUGUUGCCUGUGAUGGGAUACCAGCUUCUCAAACCAAUAUUCUGGCCCAUCGGCGUGGACAAGGCUUUAUCCAGAAUCCGUGACUGCAUGAAACGACCACUGGCACCCCGAGCCCAGCCCAAACGAAGAUACAUGGGUCCUCAUCGUUCUGCAUACGCGUUCUCUCACAAAUCUGGCUUUGGGGCUCUCAUUACCUCCGGCAAGACCAUGAAGUACAAGCUACCCAAGAAAAGCAACUGUGCCCUUAAAAAAUAG
Messenger RNA from Chrysochloris asiatica (Cape golden mole), 3522 nucleotides. RefSeq names its product probable phospholipid-transporting ATPase FetA-like. The record is from RefSeq and is a predicted model, not a curated record. Gene Ontology annotation, biological process: phospholipid translocation; Golgi organization. Gene Ontology annotation, molecular function: ATP binding; ATPase-coupled intramembrane lipid carrier activity; magnesium ion binding. Gene Ontology annotation, cellular component: plasma membrane. Lineage: Eukaryota; Metazoa; Chordata; Mammalia; Afrosoricida; Chrysochloridae. Bases 1 to 3522 code for a protein of 1173 amino acids. The transcript is spliced from 27 exons.